UACAGAACCGUGCGCACAGUGCGCGCAGUUUUAUCGUGACGUCAGAGGGUGCUUCCUCAGUGGCGCCCCCUGGCGGGGAACGCGUGCAAAAAGUCCAGCUCUUAGGCAUGUCCGGGUUACCGAUACCCACAAUCCAACCCAUCUUAGCCUAACAUAACCUAACCUAGCCUAACAUAACCUAACCUAACUUAACUGGUAUAGCUAGGCUUACACCAUGGAUACUGCUACUCGUAUCUCCGCCCUGACGGCUGACUCUACUCCGGAGGAGGUGAGCGGUGUGCUCUCCGCCGCCGCCUCUGCCGCUGAGACUGCCUCUGAGUCUGAGGAUGCUGCACUAACCACCGCACUGACCGACGCACUACUGGCACUACCUGCCAGUGUAUCGACCACCGGCGCCGGACAGCACCUCUGUCGACUGACCGCCGAGCUGGCCAAACGAGAGGAAAACCGCGCACGUCUGUCGGUUCCCUCGCUUCUCAGAAGACUGGUUGAGGUGCUAGCGGCUGCCGCUGAACCCAAAGAGGAUGUUGACGAUCUUGUUCAGCCAUGCCGCGCGCUGGGUAAUCUGUGUUAUGAGGGCGAGCCAGCCCGUGCGGGGCUGCUCGAGCCACUGGGACCGGCGGCACUGACGGCUGCUGUUCUAAAGGCGACCACGGCUGGAAAGGACGGUGUACGAGCCCGUGAGGUGGCUAGUGGACUGGUGCUCAACUUCAUCAAUGAUUACCCGGCUGGCGUGGAUUGGGCCGUUGACUCCGAGUCGCUAAACCGUCUGAUCGCCUCUUGCUGUGAUGACGUCACCCAAUCGUCCCUAUUACGUCACACUCUGGUGGCCGCAGCUGUAGUGGUGGACUCUCCACGACGUGAGGCACUUCUCGGCUCACGUUUGGCAGCACUCCUGGCCGUCUGUCUUCUACCUCAACGGGAACCUUCAGUGCUAGAGGAAGCCUUAGAAACUGCGGCUGCCUGGUGCCGACACGAUGAAGCUCGCUUGGCUCUCGCUCAUGGCGGGGUGGCGGAUUCUCUAGUCUGUCUUCUCCCGGCUGUCAACUGCCCCGCUGAGGCCCGAGCACUUCUCGUGGAGCUUCUGAGUGGAGAUCAGGCCAUGGCGGCUGUAUAUCGGCGAGGGGAAGGAGCGGUCUAUAAGGAAGUUCGACGCUGGCUGGCCGAGGGUGGUGGUGCGGCGGAGACGCUGACGGCCUGCGCGUGCGACGCCCUGAGCAACUUCGCUACCAAUGAUGACCACGCGACAGGGAUGGUGCGCUCCGGAGUGCACCUGGACCUGGUUCCCCAGCUGAAGUCGGACAGUGCCCGGCUCCAGAUGGCUGCGCUGAGUCUGCUGCGGAACCUCUGUCUCCCAUCAGCCAACAAAGUGGCGCUGCUGGAGGCCGGUAUGCUGGACCACCUGCUGAGUCUCUCCGUGGUCGAACAGCCGGCACUGUUCAAGUACUACGGCACCCUGCGUCUGCUGGUGGCCGACAGUGGCGACGCCUGUGGCCGUCUGGCGAACCAGCCGGGUCUGCUGGAACAAGUGGUGACGGCUGCACGGGGUGACGGCCCGUAUGGGGUCCAGCACGAGGCGUGUCGACUGCUGGCCAGGCUCGUCCGCACGGCACAGAGUUCUGAUGUGUCUCGCGCGGUGGUGUCCGCCGGCGGUCACUCCAGUCUGGUGCGUCUACUGCGGGCCGAUAACGCCGUGAUGACCAACGAGGCCAUCAUGGCCCUGUGUCACACGGCGCCGCUCACUGAGGCGGCCGAGCUAGUCAGCUCUGAGCUGGCCGACGCCAUGACUGCUGUGAUGAACAAUGCCGAGUUUCCCGUCCAAGUGAAGGAGAACGCCGCCACGCUGCUCAUCCUGCUCAGGUCACGAGGGGAGCCAGAGAUGGCGGAGGCCCUCAGCGGAGUGCCGCAGUUGGAUCCAGCCUCGGCUGUGGACCGGUAGGUCACGUCACGUCAUCACACGUCAGAGGAACGUCAGGUGACGUGACGUCAUCGAGAUGGCGACGUCAGUAACGCGCACAACGAAUUAAUCUUGGUGGGAUUGACGGUGAUAGUCAUGCUGUGAAUGGACAUCACAGCUUGAAGAUUUUCUAAGCAGCGCAGCAGCAAGUCGGCGAAACGGCUGUCUGAGUAAAGACAUUCUGAGUGGAAUGAUAUCGUCUGGAGCUCGCAUUUAUAGUCAUUUUUGAACCACCGCUAUCUUAUGCAGCAAACGCUCAUGAAUUGCUUUUGUAAGUGGCUAUUGUAUCUGUGAGGUUAGAUGCUCGUUUGAGAUGCUCGGAGCGACUGUGUGAAGAACCGUGGAAUGUGUUGUGCUGUCCGCUUUGAAGCCUGAUGCGUGGCUGUUUUUCGACUCAGUUAAUCGGCAGCCACCACUGAGCCAUUGAUACAAUCAAACAAACAUUCGUAUUUAGUCGAGUCUGAGGCAGUUCCUCAUUUACGCGUGUCGAUUGAGCAUUGAGUCGUACGAGUAUGUCUUGUGAAGACUCACUUAUUGCCGGCUUUAGUUCGUCCUGUUUAUCCUGUGGAACAACCGAUGUGCAACCCGCCAUAACUUUGAGUUGUUCAUUCCUGGGCAUCCAGUCAUUCGGUUUUGUUCAUGCUUUCACGCAUAUUUUGUUACUACUGGCGUUGCUAUGGCAACAAGCCUGGAGCCUGACUUGGGCCCGACGCCUAAUUCAAUUGGGCCCGACGAGCCUUGUCAUUGUGCUUCGUCGACUCUGAUCAAUCAGCUUUGCGGCUGGUGAGCCGUAACUGUUUUGCGCGAUGACCUGCUUUGUUUGCGUUGUGGUUUGCAGGGGGGGGGGGGGCGAACCCUGUGUCAUGGAAAAUGGCAAAUAUCCGUAAUACAGUGUUUCGCUAUGA
This is a messenger RNA of Amphibalanus amphitrite, 2862 nucleotides long. RefSeq lists its product as uncharacterized. Gene Ontology annotation, cellular component: cytosol. The transcript has 8 exons. The record is from RefSeq and is a predicted model, not a curated record. Bases 215 to 1939 code for a protein of 574 amino acids. NCBI's taxonomy places the organism in Eukaryota, Metazoa, Arthropoda, Thecostraca, Balanomorpha, Balanidae. Gene Ontology annotation, molecular function: protein binding; guanyl-nucleotide exchange factor activity. Gene Ontology annotation, biological process: positive regulation of GTPase activity.